AUGAUGCGCCUUUGCCUCCCCUCAGCGUUCCUUCGCCUCGCGGACGAGCACGAAUUGGAAAGCCAGGCGGUUCCAGCCUCUUCCCCAGAUCGCUCCGUUGACCCCUCCCACUCACUUUCCCAGGAGGGAAAUGUGAUUUUCCCUCAAGGCGGCGAAAUUCGUGCUUCACCAGCAGCAGCCCCCCCUUUUGAAGACCCACUUGCAAGAUCAGGAAAUGAGGCGUCACGCUGCGGCGAGCACGGUUUGCAGACUGCUGCUGAGCAGAGUGCUGUUAGGCGGAAUGACGCUGCCAGGUGGGCUGAACGCGCUUCUCUGGAAGCAGGACGGGCCUCUCUGGACGCGCAGCAGGGACUCAUGAGCCGCCUGCCACCGCGGCCCGGCGGGCGAUUCUCCCUGGAGGAAUCCUGCUGCGGCCGCUCCUACCGCUGCGACAACAUGUGCUUCCGGGGCUUGGAGGCGUUUCCGGGCGAGCCCACACGACGGUCCGAUGCCGCUGCCUCUCCUCGACCUUCUGCGCCCAAGCAGCCGCUGGAGAGGAAGCUAUCUAGCGGCAUUCCGCGGGUCAUGAGCGACGUUGAUCAGAUUUCGGCGCGUCACUCUGACCCGGUUCACAUUCGUGGUGGAUCUGAUCGGUAUCCAUCCCGGGGUCGGACUUGGGGCUCUGCUCGAGACACUGCUUGCAGCCACUCCGCCAGUUUUGCCAAUUUGGGCUCUUUGAGCGCCACAGGCAGUUUUUCAGAGACGCAUGAUUCAAAUCACCGACAUGCGUCAGGUUUGGGUCACUGCACUCGUUUGCACAGCAGCCACAGGCACUCCUUGGGAGCAUCUCUUGCAGAUCUUGCUCUGAUUGAAGAAGCCCUUGGUCUCUCACAGCAAGGCAGCCUCCAUGCGGACACCUUGAGAGCAGAGGACCAUUCUCACCCGGGUCUAGCUCGUGGGGAUUCUCUCUGUGGGGGUUGUUCUUGGCGUGCUGCUGAGCUGGCGUGCAGCCCGAUGUGGGUGGAUAGCGCCAGGUCACGGAUUCAGGAGGCUGCACUGGCUGUGGUGGAGGCACAGCAAGCAGCAGUGGAGCUGAGUGCACGGAUUGAUGAGGCAGAGGGACGUUCGACAGGAGGGCUUGCAUUGAGAAGCCUACCAGGAUUGUCCUCCUUUCCUGUGACGAGGAGGAGCUUUGAUGGUGUGGCAAGCCUGCGACAUCAGUCGGUGGAAACUGACUUCACGUGGGCGAAUGACCAUUUGGUGGCCUCGGAGGAGUCAUCGCGUGAUUCAGGGAGGUUGUGGGAGAACGACGCUGGGUGGGAGCGGCGUUGUGACUGUGGAGCUCGUUCAAGUGGUAGCAACUUGAAAUGCAACACUUCUGGGAGAGGCGACGGCGUCGCCGGGGCGCGACACUCUAGCCUCCCGUCGCGCUUGUCGUAUGCCAACAUGGGCGUGCUUUCCCGCCGCUCCGACGACCUGAGCUCGCGACAGCGGCGGCCGUGUUCCCGUCGCACGUCGUCGUGCAGCGACAUCAGCAUCCUGUCACCUGCGUCGUCCGUCUACUCGCACGACGACGCGAACCGGACGUUGAUGUGCGUGGGAUGCUCGAGGUUAGACGCUGAGCUGGCUUGCGACCCGUUGUGGAUUGACAGCGCACGCGCGAGAAUCGGCGGCGCGGCAUUGGCUGUCGUGGAGGCUCAACAGGCAGCGGAAGAGCUGAGUGCGAGGGUAGAGAUGGGCGCAACUCUCCCUGCGCGGGAUCUAGAAUCUCCUGUAGACCCCCGCCAGCUUUGCAUGGGAGAGAUUGUGGGUGCAGAGGCGGAAGCUAGCAGGUCAGAAGAUGAGAGAGUGACCAGGCCAAGGGGUCUGGGGUGGGGUAAGUCCCUGGGGGAUGACACUUCAAGAGUGGCUAAGAAGCUUGCUGCUCACAUCAGGAAGGGAGGCAAUGAAAAGCAGGACAAGAAAGCCAGCCAAGGUAGUCAAAAGGCUAGGUUUAUUCUUGUGGCAGGCGGCGCAAGCAGGCGCGUCGCAGGCGGCGGGAGCCAUGAGCGCCGGGAGCCAGCCGGCCAGCAGCACAGGUGCCUAUGCGCCGUCACACCAGGGUUGGGACGUGAUCGGAGCGUGGGGUUACCAGCAGCAGCAUCAGCAGCAGCAUCAGCAGCAGCACCAGCAGCAACCGAUGCAGGAGCCUCAGCUUGGCGCUUUCUCUCCCUCCCUCUCUCCCUCUCCCUCUAUCCCGCUCUCCUUCUCCCUCCCUCGAUCUCCCUCCCUCUAACCCUCUCCCUCCCUCUCUCUCCCUCUCUCCCUCCCUCCCGCUCCCCCCCCCCUCCUUCCCUCCCCCUCCUCUCCCCCCCUCCUCCCUCCCCCGCCCUCCCCCAGUCCCUCCCCUCAUGGCUUGUGGACGAGGUCGUCAAGAAGAAAGCAGCCCUCGCAGCAGCAGCAGGAGCAGCAGACUCACCUGCGAAAGCGCCCUCCAAGGACAAAUGGUACAACGAAAGAGGCGCUCUCGCUGCUGCUGGUGCUGGCGCGGGUGGCGCUGCUCGUGGUGCUUCUGGUCGUGGUGGUGGUGGGCGAGGGGGAGUGGGGAGUGACGAUGAGGAGGAGGACGAGGAGGAGGAGGAGGAGGCGGAGGUGCAGCGGAGAAUGGCGAUGAACAAUGAGAUCAAGCGCGUGCUCACAGAAGUGCUGCUCAAGGUCAAUGGAAGCUGUGUCCGCCGCUCGCCGCACCCUCUCCCCCUUGUCCUGCGCUUUCCCUCCCGCCCCACCCUUUCUCCGUUGUCCCGCGCUUUCCCUCCCCCCCACCCUUCAUUUGAGUCGACUCAAAAGCCCCUUCAUCCUUGUCCCGCGCUUUCCCUCCCCCCCUUCAUCCUUGUCCCCCGCUUUCCCUCCCGCCCCACAGUCUCCCCCUUUUCCCGCGCUUUCCCUCCCCCUUCACCCUCUCCCCCUUUCCCCACUCUUUCCUUCCUGGCCCCACCCUUCGCCCUUUUUCCACGCUUUCCCUGCCGCCUGACCCUCUCCCUUUUUCCCCACGCUUUUCCCCCCGCUCCAACCCCUUCCGCUCCGCCAAUAGAGGAAGAAGAGGAGGAGGAGGCGGGGAGGAGAGGAGGGGAUGGCGUGGAGGGGAAGGGGAAGAAGGUUAGUGGAGGGAAAUGGGUGACAGUGGGUGAAGGGGAGGAGGAAGGGAAGGAGGAGGAGGAGGAGGAGAACAGGAGCGAGGGGGAGAAGGAUGGAAACAGGCGUACUCAGGAGGAGGGAAAGGAAGAGGGGAUAGCAGGUGAAGAAUCAGGUGGAAAACCAGGUGCGCCGGACGUGGCAGAAGAAAACAGGAGGGCUGUGGCAGGGGGGGCAGGUGAUUCUGGGGGGAAGGGGGUGGUUGAGAUGAGUAAGGCAACGAGUGGUGAGAGGAAGACGAAGAGUAAGAAGAAGAAGAAGAAACGGUCAGGAGGGGGUGGAGGGUUGCUGGGUGGAGGGCUGUUGGGGAUUGCUUAUGGGAGUGAUGAGGAUGAUGAGGAUGAUGAGGAGGAGGACGAGGAUGAAGAAGAGGAGGAAGAGGAGGAAGACGAAGAGAAGGAGGAGAAAAAAGAGAAGGAGGAGAGUGAGGUGGUAAGGGAUGCGAAGGAUAAAGGGGUUGAUGGUGGUGAAGGGGGUGGGAGUGCGGUGCAUAGGGAUGGAACCGGGAAUCACGAACAAGUUAAGAGGGGGGACGAUGAGGGGGAGAGGGGGAGGAGGAGGAGGGAGGGCGAGGAUGAUGGGGUAGGAAAGGGGAACGAGGCGGAGGAAGGGCGUGGGCGGGCGAGGGGAGAGGAGGAGGGAGGGGAGGAGGAAAGCAGGAAGGGAAAGAUGAGCAGGAGGAGUGAGGGGAAAGAUGAUAAGGAGAAAGAUGGGGAAAGUGAGGAGAGCGAGGGGAGGGAAAAAAAGAGGAGAGGGGAGCAUGAGAGGAAGGAGGGAAUUGAAAAGAGGCAUAAAGAAGAGAGAGAUGGGAAAGUGAAGGAGAAGGAUAAAGAGAAGGAUAGAGAGAAGGAUAAAGAGAAGGAUGACGGAAAAGAGAAGGAGAAGAGGAGGGCUAAGGGCGAGGAGAGGAGCAAAGAGAGGGAUGAGAGGAGGGGCAAGGAGAGGGAGAAGGAGAGAGACAGAAACGGGAAGGAGAGGAAAAGGGAUGGAGAUGAGGAGGGGAGUAGGGACGAAAGCAGGGAGGAGGGCGGCAGGAAGGAACGGAAACGGUCUCAAAGCGAGAGAGAGGAGAAGGACGAGAAGGAGGAGCGGAGGAGCAAGGAGAAGCGCGAGAGGAAAGACAAGUCUGAGGGCAGGAGGAAAGAGGCGAGCAGAGAAAAGAAAGGAGAAGCUGGUGCUGAUGCUGAUGCUGAUAGUGACGACGACAGGAGUGGAGAGCGGGAGAGAGGAAGCAAGCACGGGCGAUCAGAGCGAAAAAAGGAGGCAGGCAGGAAGGGAAGGCAUCGCAGCAAGUCGCGUUCCCGGUCCCGGUCCCCUCAACCCGAGCGCUCUUCCAGUGAUGGCAACGAGGAGGAGGAGGAGGAGGAUCGUGGCAGGUGA
Molecule: messenger RNA, 4530 nt
Organism: Closterium sp. Yama58-4
Lineage: Eukaryota; Viridiplantae; Streptophyta; Zygnematophyceae; Desmidiales; Closteriaceae
Source: the annotation of a GenBank genome assembly